Molecule: messenger RNA, 1668 nt
Organism: Aspergillus welwitschiae
Lineage: Eukaryota; Fungi; Ascomycota; Eurotiomycetes; Eurotiales; Aspergillaceae
Product: GMC family oxidoreductase
Exons: 5
Coding region: 1-1668 (555 amino acids)
Molecular function (GO): oxidoreductase activity, acting on CH-OH group of donors; flavin adenine dinucleotide binding
Source: RefSeq, a predicted model, not a curated record
AUGCCCUCGGCAGAUCUCACCUCGUCGCCCGAGGAUUUUCUUACCCAAACUUACGACUAUCUCAUCAUCGAUGGAGGAACAGCCGGCUUGGUUGUCGCAUCACGGUUGUCUGCAAACCCUGAUUUGGAAGUAGGCGUCAUUGAGGCAGGAGAUGCAGGGUUUGAUGACCCAAAUUUCACCAAUCCUGGGAAGAUUUCGGCCAUGCUACAUAAUCCCAAGUAUGACUGGAUGUAUCAAAGCACGCUUUCAGGGAAAGUUCUUGGAGGAUCAAGCGCCGUCAAUUUCAUGGCAUAUGGAAGACCUUCCGCGGUUGACCUCGAUGACUGGGGCACGAUAGCGGGAUAUAGCGAUUGGUCAUGGGCAGGGUUAGCUCCACAUUAUCGGAAAAGCGAACAGCUUGAGUCGGCUGGACUGAACGGCCCUGCAUCGGAUCUUUGUCCCGUGCAGGAAGAGGCUCAUGGUACGCAAGGCCCGAUUCACACUUCGCUAGGUCCCUGGCAAGCCCCUAUCGAGACCCCCCUGCUAGCCGCAAUGAAUGAGACGUCGGGGCUGUCUCGGCCCCAGGAGCCCACCGGUCUCCCACGUCGUAGUUACUCGGCCGGGUAUCUAUGGCCAGUUCUGAGUAGGUCAAAUCUUCACGUCCUGAACAACGCGGCAGCCACCAGGAUACUACUUGAUGACAAGCAGUGCGCUUGUGGGGCUGAAUUCGUCUUUGACAGUAACCACUAUCAGGUCACCGUCACACGCGAGGUUAUUCCAUCAGCCGGUACUUUCGAGAGUCCCAAGUUGCUGGAGCUGUUAGGUAUCGGAGAACCUGAGCAUCUCGCCUCCUUGGGGGUCCCGUGCCGGGUUCCCCUUCCAGGUGUUGGGACGAAUCUCCAGGAACAUCCCGUGUCCGCGGUGGUGUACGAGCUAGCAGACGGAGUACUGUCCAUAGACGCAAUCCUGCGUGACGAAAGCUUGCUAAAGCAGCACCUGCAACUGCUGCAAGAACAGCAUUCGGGGGCGUUUUCCGGCCCGGUCAGUCUGAUGGGGUUCAUCCCUUACUGGCCCCAGGUCUCGGCUGAGCGGCUCAACGAAACCAUCGUCAGCGUGCUGCAGCCUCAUAGUGAUAAUGCCACCGACGAUGCCGACUUGCUGGUGGGUUUCCCGUCAGCACUUGCUAUUUACCGGGUUUAUGCCGAUUGCAGCAAACUUAUCCCGGGUCCUCCCCCAGGCCGGAACGCAUGCUACUCGCUCAUGGUCAGCUCCAUGUAUCCUGCCUCCCGGGGAAGCUCCCAUGCGCAGUCUCGGGACCCGGAGGCUGCACAAAGAGUGGACUUGGGAUUCCUGACAAACCCCGCUGAUUUAGACGUUCUCGCGACGGUUGUCAUGGUUGCGGAUAACAUCUUCCAAUCUCCCCGUAUGAAGGGGCAGGUCUUGGCCCGGGUGCAGCCGCCGCCUGAGGUCAACUUGCAGGAUGUAGAACAGGCGCGAGAAUAUGUCCGGGAUCGGCUGAUGAGCUAUCAUCAUGCGCUCGAACAUGGCACCCAGGGUCUGCGUGUGGUCGAUGCUAGUGUCAUGCCAGCCCAAGUCAGUCAUGCUGUGCUCGGCACGGUAUAUGCGGUCGCGGAAAAGGCUGUUGACUUGAUUAAAAGCACUCACCUUCAUUCAAACGGGUGUAAGUGA